GGUAACACUUGCCUUCACCGGGGUGGGCCUUCUGGUCGUUCUCACCUCCAUCAUCGGGUUUCUUCCAAAUGGGAGGUAAGACAGGACUUUCCUUAUUACCUGAGUAGUAACAUUUUAAUUAGGUUAGUAACUAGGUUAGUAGGUGUUGAAACUCAGUCCCUGUUUUCUGUGUUUUUCCUGAAGGAUGAAGAACUUCCUCAGUGAGCAGGUGCAUCUAAUGUGUUACCGGAUCUGUGUAAGAGCUCUCACUGCCAUCAUCACCUACCACGACAGGUAAGCAGCAGCAACAGCACUCGACACACAGAAUAAUAAUACAAAACACAUGGAAAGCAUUUUGAUGCCAUUAUUAGGAAUGACAUGCACUAUAUAUCUUUGUUGAAAGAUGAACACUACUGAACUGUGUACUAGAGCCAACAUCAAUAAAUCAGUUUGAAUUCUAAAGUUAUGAGAUAGUGUAAGUGGAGUAGUCACUGAGAGCCAGUAGCAAUCUACAUUCAUGUCCACUGUGGUGAGCAGAGUCAGCUUAGGUGGAGUUCAAAAGCCUGUGGCCAUGACCGCCCGGCGCCCACACACACAAAGCAAGGGCUGCUCCAACAAGGCCAUCACAUUCCAUUUAGGUCUGGGGUAGAGUACCCUGAGAGGCACCCAGCACAAACUGCUGCCCUGGACUUUCCCAGGCUAGGUGUCACCAAAGGGACCAGGGGCAGAGAAACAUGCAAAUCCAUCAUUGUUCAGGCAUUAACACCCACAGUGUGAUAGUAUGUGCUCUGGCAUAACUGUCCUUCUACUGUUAGGGCUUCCUGGCACAGCUCAGCAGGAAGUAGUACUGGAAGUUAAUCGGGCUAAUUAUAUUUACCCAGACUCUACGCUACACCACACGACCCUAGCCAGUUUAUGCUACUCUUUGUGUUUGUUUGAUAAGACUAAGUUGAAAGGCACAGUGGACAUUCCUUUUGACAUGAUGCAGGCAGUUUUCUGUCAGUUCAAAUGUCCUCUGAUGAUACAUUUGUAUUGAUCCUCAGUUGUUGUGGUGCGAGAAAAUGCCAGACACUGCCCCAAGACAUGUCUUGGAUGUGUUGAUUUGAAUAACUGCUGUAGAGCAAAACCUUUACAAAACCACUAGUCACAUGUUUGUUUGACAAAGCCCUAACUAGCCAAUGCUGAUUCAAAUGAUUCAAGAAGAAAAUUUGAGGAAAUGUUGCAAAAGGGAAAUGUCUCAAUCAUAUUGAAGAAAUAUAGACCUUCUCAUCCCCAACUCUAGGUCAGAGAGGGAACUUGUCAUAUGAACUUGUCAAGAUACUCUUUGUUUUGCAGUUUAAAAAAAAGAAAAUGAGUCGUCAUAGUCCGGUAGUGUAUUUAAACAAUAGGCCUACUCAUUCAAAUAAACCAUUAAGUCCAGGACCAGAAGGGUUAGGCUAAUCUCUGUCUGUGAAAUUGUCCCUCAGAGCAAAUGUUUUGAAAGACCUAUCCAUCAGGAUAAAAAAUAACUGAUCAUAAACAAAAUACGUUUCUAAGAGGCAAUAAACGUUUACUACUAAUAAUAAUAAUAGACGUUUCUUUAUAGGAAUGUGGUGUAUUCGGUAUGGAUUAUGUCCCAUCUUGCUCCCAUACUGCCUGUUAGCCCUGAAGGAAUCGACAUGUAGCGCUGGGCCUGUUACAGCAUGUGCCUCUCUCUCUAGUCUGGGUGGGGCUAAAAAUACUGAAGUGGUGUAAAAUGUGCUCUCUCUUGGUAACACGAUCAGCAACAUUAUCUCCUCGGAAUUUGGGCUCCUACUCCAGUCCAGCAUGCUCAGGGGGUAUGGCUUUGAACUCCAACAUCAUUAGUGUCCUCCCACUUUCAUGUUAAUUAGGGAGAGGUGAAGCAGAGGGCGCCGAGUUUCUCCCACAAACCCAGUAGGACUACAUUUUCCAUCAUCUACUGAGUUGUUAGGCUCUAGCUUACACUGGAAUAGUAAUUUCCUGAAACUCACUUGUCCCCUGACACUCAUCCCGUCCUCCUCUGUCUCUCUCUCGAUCCUUCCAGUGAAAACAAGCCCAAGAAUGGAGGGAUCUGUGUGGCCAACCACACCUCACCAAUUGAUGUCAUCAUCCUGGCCAGCGAUGGUUGCUAUGCAAUGGUAAGGCCCAACACCCAUGAUAAAUGGCACAGCAGUCAAACACAAGGCUACCUACUACAGCACAGAAUGACUGCUGUCAAUCAUUGUUGUCAUAUUUAGAAAGUUAUUGGUGUGCUACUACCAUCAAACAAACUUUGAGCUGAAGCAAGCACUCCAAUUCUGUGAGAUUGUUGACCUGUAUCAUCAGAUGUUUGUUAAACCACACCUGCAUGUGUGUCUGAUUGUGUUCCAGGUUGGGCAAAUCCAUGGUGGUUUGAUGGGCGUGAUCCAGAAGUCUAUGGUGAAAGCCUGCCCACACAUUUGGUUUGAACGCUCUGAAGUCAAAGACCGACAUCUAGUGGCCAAAAGGUAGUAAUGCACAUCCGCACUUUGUUUACUGCUUUUUAGCUGGAAGUCUCUCAGCUGUAGUCUGGCUGAUACUAAACUCAAAAUCCUUUUGACUUCAGAGUCUGGGGAGGCUGUUUAAAGUUAUCGGCACGAUGCGUUGAUAAUGAAGCUGUGCUUUUACUGGUUGGUUCUCCUUUGUGUCUUUCUCACUAAACACCCACAUGUACCACCAUACACAGCUCCUGAACGCUGCCCCCUUCCAUUACAACUGCUGGAUUUUCAAAUCCAAAUAACCCCCCCAGAAAUAAUUGUUUUGUUGAGAGAACCAAUCAAAGCUCGCUUUAUUUCUUAGCGAAUAUUGCACCAACAAACCAAACUCCUGUCCAGACAAGUGGGGCACAUCAGCCAGACUAACUCAGCUGUACCUUAGCAGAGACAUUUAAAGAACUGAAAUGGAUAAUUGAUAACUUUCAAUUAAAGUUUACUGUGACCAAGUUGUUUUGAUUAGACUUUAUUUGGGUUUAAGUGUUUGUGUAUUGAUAAAGCUAGUCAAACUGUAUUAAAUCAAGGUACUGUAAACAUACAAAAAUCUCUUGUGUUGCAGAUUGAGUGAUCAUGUAGAAGACAAAACUAAACUGCCUAUUCUCAUUUUCCCUGAAGGUGAGUCGUUUUAGUUUUUUUUCUUAGUUACUGCUUUGAACAUUAUUACAGUAGUGUUGAUUACUGGGUUACUGUUACCUUAAUAUCAUUUCCUAUCCCAAUUUGUAAACUGAUUUUUUCCCCAUAGGCACCUGCAUCAACAACACUUCAGUAAUGAUGUUUAAAAAGGGCAGCUUUGAGAUUGGCUCCACAGUCUACCCUGUGGCCAUCAAGGUGAGAGUAGAUCUCUCUCUCUGUGUGUGUGUGUGUGUGUGUGUGUGUGUGUGUGUGUGUGUGUCGUAGGGCUGUGGCGGUCACAAAAUUUCAUCAGCCGGUCAUUGUCAAGCAAAUAACUGUCGGUCUCACGGUAAUUGACCGUUAAUUAACAUAAACACAUUUAGCAUCUCCUGGCUUCCACACAUAGCCUACAAGUCACUGAUGCAGACCUUUGGAACAUCUACAUUUAAAAAAGUCUAAUACAUCCAUGUAAUAUAGCCUUCACCUUCACAAUAAGUCCAUUAUUAGGUCUAAAGAAGCAUGAUAUGAAGAAAAUGUAGUCUAUUUCAGAAGAACAGAAUAGCAUACUCUGAGUUGUCCUUAUGUUACAGGGGCUUGUGAAAAAGUCAAUACUUUGUAGAGCCACCUUUUGCAGCAAUUAGAGCUGCAAGUCUCUUGGGGUAUGUCUCUAUUAGCUUGGCACAUCUAGCCACUGGGAUUUUUGCCCAUUCUUCAAGGCAAAACUGCUCCAGCUCCUUCAAGUUGGAUGGGUUCCGCUGGUGUACAGCAAUCUUUAAGUCAUACCACAGAUUCUCAAUUGGAUUGAGGGCUGGGCUUUGACUAGGCCAUUCCAAGACAUUUAAAUGUUUCCCCUUAAACCACUCAAGUGUUGCUUUAGCAGUAUGCUUAGGGUCAUUGUCCUGCUGGAAGGUGAACCUCUGUCCCAGUCUCAAAUCUCUGGAAGACUGAAACAGGUUUCCCUCAGGAAUUUCCCAGAAUUUAGCGCCAUCCAUCAUUCCUUCAAUUUUGACCAGUUUCCCAGUCCCUGCCGAUGAAAAACAUCCCCACAGCAUGAUGCUGCCACCAUGCUUCACUGUGGAGAUGGUGUUCUCAGGGUGAUGAGAGGUGUUGGGUUUGUGCCAGACAUAGCGUUUUCCUUGAUGGCCAAAAAGCUCUAUUUUAGUCUCAUCUGACCAGAGUACCUUCUUCCAUAUGUUUGGGGAGUCUCCCACAUGCCUUUUGGCGAACACCUUAUGUGUUUGCUUAUUUGUUUCUUUAAGCAAUGGCUUUUUUCUGGCAACUCUUCCGUAAAGCCCAGCUCUGUGGAGUGUACGGCUUAAAGUGGUCCUAUGGACAGAUACUCCAAUCUCCGCUGUGGAGCUUUGCAGCUCCUUCAGGGUUAUCUUUGGUCUCUUUGUUGCCUCUCUGAUUAAUGCCCUCCUUGCCUGGUCUGUGAGUUUUGGUGGGCGGCCCUCUCUUGGCAGGAUUUAAUGGUUCUCCUUGUUCAAAGUUUCAGAUAUUUUUUUAUAACCCAACCCUGAUCUGUACUUCUCCACAACUUUGACCCUGACCUGUUUGGAGAGCUCCUUGGUCUUCAUGGUGCCGCUUGCUUGGUGGUGCCCCUUGCUUAGUAGUUUUGCAGACUCUGGGGCCUUUCAGAACAGGUGUAUGUAUACUGAGAUCAUGUGACAGAUCAUGUGACACUUAGAUUGCACACAGGUGGACUUUAUUUAACUAAUUAUAUGACUUCUGAAGGUAAUUGGUUGCACCAUAUCUUAUUUAGGGGCUUCAUAGCAAAGGGGGUGAAUACAUAUGCACGCACCACUUUUCCAUUAUACAUUUUUAGAAGUUUUUGUAACAAGGGAUUUUUUUCAUUUCACUUCACCAAUUUUGACUAUUUUGUGUAUGUCCAUUACAUGAAAUCCAAAUAAAAAUCCAUUUAAAUUACAGGUUGUAAUGCAACAAAAUAGGAAAAACGUAAAGGGGAAUUAAUACUUGUGCAAGACAUUGUAGGUCCUGAUCUGGCUAUGCCAAAUGGCUGUUGGCUACACUAGGUCAUUUAGCAGACAAGAUUUGCUUAGAAUACAAUUGAACAAAGCUGAAUAAAAUGUAAAUAAUAUUUUUGAGGGAGUGUGCACAUGCGGCUAUUCUGUGUUGAGCAGUUAACAAAUAAAUAGGUAAUGUGCCGAAUCACCUCUCACUCACAUGGCUCUCCAUCACGUGAUCGGGUCUUUCUCACAGGCUACAAGUGAAGACAGACACAUCGGGGACGCAACUGCGCACGUCCUUAUCCAAUUCCGAGGUGCAUAUUGAAGAUAUUGGAAGAACUGUCCACAUUUACUUUUCGUCAGCCAACAAGAUGAGUAGGCCUAACGAACAGCAAAAGCACUAGCCUAUGUCAAUCUACUAUCCCCUGUCGAGACGUGACUUACUUUAAUGUAUUACUGUUAUUUAUCGAAUCAACUAACAAUGUUUAAUUGUCACUUGAUUCAAUUAAUAAUGUAACAAAUAACUCAUUAGGAAUUUGGGGCACCACGGAAGAAGUUGUUCAACGAGUUACCGUCUCGUGAAUUAAACUCUUCAAUAUAUAUAUAUAUAUAUAUAUAUAUAUAUAUAUGUUAUAUAUCGAUAAAAGUCACUUAUUAAAUAAUUACAUCUUAUCAGUCUCAUUCUGAACGUCGCAUAAUCCUUGAACCUGCAAGAACCCUAACCUUAUUGAUGAAUCAGCAAUACACAAAUUGUCUUAAUUAUUUAUUUACUAACUAAAUAAUAACACAAUACAAACACACACACAGGUUAUUGAUUACUAACGUAAUACAAUGAAAACAGGUCCCUAGUGGACUGGACUAACAAUAGCAGGAAUGCUUGAAAGGGAGAGACAGAGAUUCAAACUAUCAUUGAUACUUUGGAAACCACACUCACGAAAAUACAAAUGUUUAGCACCAGCUCAUUCGGAUUAGAAAUGCAACAUGUAUUUACGUGUAGCUGUCCUCGAUAGUUGAGUUGAUGAUGUAGUACUCUGGUUUGCCCACCAGAGAUCCCGAUGUCCUUGGUAGAGUUUCUGGUCAUAGUGGAGGUUAGAAUGGAUACUUCAGCGUACCCUGUAGUUCGUAGAGUUGAUCUGUUAGAAUAGAUACUUCAGAUGUACCAACAGUUGUCUGAGAGGGAUUGUCCUUCCCAACUCGUGUCUUUUACUGAAAGUUCUCUAGACGACUAUACAUGCCAGCUGCAGACUGAGAUGAUAAGGUCUAGUGCGUUGUCUUCUUCUUCACCUUGUGAAGAAGUUUCAGAGUUUCACAAUUUUGCCAAAUUCAGCUCGCGCUGCAUGUAGGCUGGUCUGUAGCGUGUCAACCAUUUUAAGCCGUGGGGCUUCCUGGUCUAACCAUUUUAAACCGUGUAGCUUUUAGCUUCACGCUUCCUGGUCUGGUAGAAAUUCAACCAUUUGCAACAUCCGGCUUAUACCGUAAUCUGCUUGGUCUGAUGUGAAUUUCAUCACAAGGGGUUUUAUACUUGAGUAGAAAGGGGGGUGUUUCAUCAUGUUUGUGCUUAUCUUGGCGUGGCCACUGACUGAGAACAAAUCAAUAUGGAAAACAAUAAUCUCAUCUAGAAUGCUAACAUCACAUUGUUAUCUUCACAAAAUUAUUAUUAUACUUAAUCAUUUGUUUUAUAAAACAAUUAGACGCAAACCUCAUAACUGGGAAGUGUACACCCCCAGAGAUACAGUUACAGUUGAAGACGGAAGUUUACAUACACUUAGGUUGGAGUCAUUAAAACUUGUUUUUCAACAACUCCACAAAUUUCUUGUUAACAAACUAUAGUUUUGGCAAAUCGGUUAGGACAUCUACUUUGUGCAUGACACAAUGUUUUUUUCCAACAAUUGUUUACAGACAGAUUAUUUCACUUAUAAUUCACUGUAUCACAAUUCCAGUGGGUCAGGAGUUUACAUACACUAAAUUGACUGUGCCUUUAAACAGCUUGGAAAAUUCCAGAAAAUUAUAUCAUGGCUUUAGAAGCUUCUGAUAGGCUAAUUGACAUCAUUUUAGUCAAUUGGAGGUGUACCUGUGGAUGUAUUUCAAGGCCUACCUUCAAACUCAGUGCCUCUUUGCUUGACAUCAUGGGAAAAUCAAAAGAAAUCAGCCAAGACCUCAGAAAAGAAAUUGUAGACCUCCACAAGUCUGGUUCAUCCUUGGGAGCAAUUUCCAAAUGCCUGAAGGUACCACGUUCAUCUGUACAAACAAUAGUAUGCAAGUAUAAACACCAUGGGACCACGCAGCCGUCAUACCGCUCAGGAAGGAGACGCGUUCUGAAAAAACGAGUUUAAAUGUAUUUGGCUAAGGUGUAUGUAAACUUCCGACUUCAACUGUAUGUUGUUCCACCGUCUUUAAUGACAUCACAACAUAGUAACGAAUUUGACAUUAUUGUUCUUUAAGUCCCCACCGACCAUUUCCCACAUUAUUUGAAGUAGGAAUAUUGUUUCAUUAUCAACUUUUGGAUGUUGGAGUCUUGGCGGGAAGACUUCCAUUGUUCCACAGGGAAAUUCCCUCUCGCAAUACUUCAUGGCUCGGAAAAUAAAGUUUCUGUAAGGAAUUUACGACCGGUCAUAUAACUGGCCCCCAGGAAAGGGGGUGUUCAAACCUUUGCCUUGCCGGCAUCUUUGAUCCUCAACCCAUGAGGGCAAGUCAUGACACCCCCAUAGUACAAAAGUCGACCUAUUCUAUUCUGUGUGAGAAAUAAAUAUUCCAAACAUAGUCUGGGACAGUUGUGGAAUGCAAUAUACUUUUUUACGCUAUGUGGCUGACGCAACAGAUCAGAACGUUUAGCUUAAAAUGUUGAUAAACUAUUAGGCUAUUUCUUCACAUUAUAAGUGCAGCAAUGCGCACAUGGUAGUAGGCUAUAAGCGCGAAUGUUCCAUUAGCGGAAAACACCAUUAUCAAAAGUGACCGCAAAUGCAAUUAUGCAUGUAAUGCUUUUAUUAUAAAGGUGGAUUUUUAAGGUGAAAAUGAUCUUCCCCAAACUUGAAACUCACGCGCUGCUUAUGUAUGCCAGUUAGGCUCUACACUCCUUGUAAAGUGGAUUAAUGUGCUUAAUUUUAAGAAGUUAUUUGGCCACUUUAGUUGUGAUACAAACCUUAUCAAAACAUAUAGGCCUAUGGGCUAGGCUACAUGAGGUGUGCGACUAUGAUUCGAAAAAGUCGCAAAAAAAGGCAUUGUUUCCUAUGCUGGGCAUCAUUCACAAGUGAGAAUAUAUAAUUCACAAGUGAUAGGCUAAUACUGUCACCCAUCAGACUAUUCUUAAUUUAAUCUUGUCUUUACAUAUACUAAAUAAUAUAUGUGUGAAAUUUGUUUUGAUUUAGAAUGGACCAUUAUCAUGCACCUGUAUAAAAACAGGGGCAACGGGAAAAAAUACAUGUCAUCUAUACACUUAAAUAACAAAUGGAGGACGCUUUUCUCAUGGUUCAUUUUCAUGCCAGCCAGGUAGGCUAUACUCCUGUUGUAAAUAUAAGCAAUGUGCUUAAUAUUAGGAAAGUUGAGAAAUAAAUAAUGUAGGCCUAGCCAAUAGAAAGCUGAUGGGAGCCUCCUCUUUUCAGUAGAGGCCAUCACUCUGUUUUCUUGUGCAAUUGCAUAGCCAAUAGAAAUGUUGUGCAACAUGAGCUCAUGGGCUCUCAUGGAGUGUUUUGAUUAGAUUCGAAUACAUUUGCAUUGAUGUCAGAGUGAUUAGAGGGAAAAUAGAAUGCCGAGUACCAGGCAGUUAGCAAGUUUGGUAGGCUACUAAUGACCAGCAGCAACAUCAGAGCUUGGAGAAGCCUAAUUACCGUGACUAAACGGUCACAUGGAAUUUUACUGCCUUCAUGGCUCGUGGGUGUGGCGGUAAUACGGUCACCGCAACAGCCCUAUGUGUGUGUGUGUGUGUGCGCAUGUGUGCGUGUACGUGCAUGGUAUUUUUUCUCCUCUGUCUUCCAGUAUUAAUCAGUAUUAAGUUCCUGUCCCAACAGUAUGACCCCCGCUUUGGAGAUGCCUUCUGGAACAGCAGCCAGUUUGGGAUGGUCAACUACCUGCUGAGGAUGAUGAGCAGCUGGGCCAUUGUGUGCAGUGUGUGGUACCUGCCACCCAUGAGCAGAGAGGUUAGUUUGGGCAAAACCUCACCGUUUUCUUUUGGUUGGAGGAUAGCUGUGACAUUGAUUCAACACCCUAAGCUCAUUUAAGUUUUUGCUGGCCAUUGUGAAUUGUUUAAUGAUGGCAGGCAAAUUAUAUUUGAUUAGCACGCUCUAGCCCCAGUCAAGUUAAUACUGUCAAUAUUUUAGAAGGUGUAGUAAAGCUAACCUCCCUGAAGUUAGCUGUUUCAUGUGGUUAAUAUUAGUUCUCUCAUUUCAAUCCACCAGUGUUAUUCAUAUUGAAUGGAUGCAUAUGAUGCACUCCUUCCUUUGACCUCAACCUGGCAUGAUUUACCUAGGACAUGCUCAAGUCAACCAGAGUUUGCAUUUGGUGAUGCAAAUUAAUCCUGCUUUGAGUCGGUUUUUAAAUCAGCAUUCACCUCCAUUAAGAUUUAAGGUUGAGAUGGCCUCUCCCAGCUCCCACCCCUGAUUUAAGGAAAUGUGAUUCAAAGCAGUAUUUUGAGAGUGGCUGCCUCCUUUAGACAUGCCGGCUUAUACACUUGCUGGUUUGUCUCAUGUUGGGUUGUCUUUCAAAUUAAAUCAUAUUUUUAUUUGUCACAUGCACAGAAUACAACAGGUGUAGACCUUACCGUGAAAUGCUUACUUACAAGCCCUUAACCAACAAUGCAGUUCAAGAAAUGGCGUUAAGAAAAUAUUUACUAAAUAAACUAAAGUAAAAAAUUAAAUAAAAAGUAACAAUAAUGAGGCCAUAUACAGGGGGUACCGGUACCGAGUCAAUGUGCGGGGGUACAGGUUAGUCAAGGUAAUUUGUACAUUUAGGUAGGUGUAAAGUGACUAUGCAUAGAUAAUAAACAGUGAGUAGCAGCAGUGUAAAAACAAAGGGGGGUGGGGUGGGGUGGGGGUGUCAAUGUAAAUAGUCUGGGUGGCCAUUUGAUUAAUUGUUCAGCAGUUUUAUGGAUUGCGGGUAGAAGCUGUUAAGGAGCCUUUUGGACCUAGACUUGACGCUCCGGUACCGCUUGCCGUGCGGUAGCAGAGAGAACACUCUAUGACUUGGGUGACUGGAGUCUUUGACCAUUUUUUGGGCCUUCCUCUGACACCGCCUAGUAUAUAGGUCCUGGGUGGCAGGAAGCUUGGCCCCAGUGAUGUACUGGGCCGUACACACUACCCUCUGUAGCGCCUUAAGGUCGGAUGCCGAGCAGUUGUCAUACCAGGCGGUGAUGCAACCGGUCAGGAUGCUCUAGAUCAGGGGUGUCAAACGUACGGCCCGCGGGCCGGAUCAGGCCCGCAAACGGGUUUAAUCCGGCCCGCGAGAUGAUUUAAAAAAUAAAUAAAUAAUAAAAAUAAUAAUAAUAAUAAUAAUUUUGUAAAGUAUAAAAAUGCGCUGCAAUUUUUCAAUAAAAUAAACUGCUGUUCCAAUUGCGUCCACUGGAUGGCGCAAUAGCAAUUGUGUUAAGCAAGCAAACUGUUUAUACCGGGGCAGAGCAAGUAGGUCAAGCACGUGCAGCCAAUGAGCUACUUUGUUUUGCCCGCGAUAUUUCUUACGGCUUCUACUUUUAACAUUAUGUGCUUUGGCACCCUCAUUGCCCCAAUAUGUCUCUGUCAAAAAAGAGAAAAGUGGACGCAGAGUGCAGAGUGUUCCAAGAAAAAUGGUCAUCCUAUUUAAUCACGGAAUUGAAUGGGAAAGCUGUAUGUUUGGUGUGUUCAGAGCAUGUUGCAGUGCUGAAAGAAUAUAACCUUCGUCGCCACUAUGUGAGUCUUCAUGCCGACAAAUAUGACAACUUUCAAGGACAGCAGAGAUGAGAGAAGGUGAAUGAACUGUUGGCGGGUCUGAAGAAACAGCAGUCUGUGUUUACUCACAGCCGAGACAUCAGUGACGCUGCAGUGAAAGCUAGCUACCUCAUUGCUAAUGAAAUCGCAGUGGCUUCAAAACCAUUUAGUGAGGGUGAAUUUGUAAAAACAUGCAUGAUGAAGGCAGCGGAGAUUGUGUGCCCUGAAAAGCGGCAGGCUUUUGCAAAUAUCAGCCUGACAAGAAACACAGUUGCAGACAGGAUUUCCGAUCUUUCAGUGGAUUUGGACAGCCAGUUGAAGCAAAAAGUAAAGUCAUUUAUUGCGUUUUCGGUUGCAAUUGAUGAAAGCACGGACAUUACAGAUGUUGCACAACUGGCCAUUUUUUCAUCCGCGGAAUUGAUGACACAUUGACCGUCACCGAGGAGUUCGUGGAGUUGGUGCCGAUGACAGAUACAACGACAGCAGCUGAUAUUUUUACCACACUCGUCGGCGCGCUGGACAGGGUCGGAGUGGACUGGUCCCGCGCUGUCAGCCUGGCUACAGAUGGUGCGCCCUCAAUGAUCGGGAAAAAAGCAGGCGUUGUGACAAAGUUCAGAGAGAAAGUGCAAUCUGCAAAUGGAGGACGUGAUUUUUUUGACUUUUCACUGUAUUUUGCACCAGGAGGCUUUGUGUUGCAAGUCAUUAAAGAUGGAUAACGUCAUGAAGGUGGUCAUCCAAACUGUUAAUUUCAUCCGAUCCAGAAGCCUGAAUCACCGUCAGUUUGACAGCCUUCUCAGAGAGAAAGACCACAUCUAUGGCCUGCCAUACCACACUGAGGUAAGAUGGUUAAGCCGAGGUGCUGUGCUGAGGCGUUUCUUUGAUUUACGAGAAGAAAUUGAACAGUUCAUGGAAGAAAAGGGCAAACCAGUGUUAGAAUUUCAUUCCGCAGAAUGGAUGCCGGACCUUGCAUUUAUGGUGGAUGUUACAGAGCACUUGAAUAACUUGAACAAACAGCUGCAAGGGCGCAACAAAGUUGUCACGCAGUAUUAUGACAGCAUACGUUCUUUCAAGUUGAAGCUGUCAUUGUGGGAGACGCAACUUGCCGGUGGUGAUGCAGCUCACUUCCCCUGUCUUAAAAAAUGUGUGCGCGACCCAACAUGUGGCAGACAUGAAGCGGUUCAAAGAUAAAAUAACGGGACUGUUACGGGAGUUUGAGCAACGCUUUCAGAUUUAUGUUUUUAUGUUGAUGUGCUAUUGUUUUUAAUUGUUUUUAUUUUAUUUGUAUAUUUAACCUAUUCUUGACUCUGUGGUUCUUGCACUUGUUUGGGGAACAGGAUUUCAUUAUUUUUAUCUACAUUUCUGCCUGAGAAAUGACACCCUGAUAUAGUUCUGUGAUCUGUGAUAUACUUCUGUGAAUCACUGAGGCAUUGUGUGUUUGUGUGUUCUUUGUCCUCAGAACUUUCAAAUAACUUGAGGUGUUUUAUGAUUAAUAGUGAUGUUGUGCUUUUGGACACUGUCCUCAGGCUCCAGCUUUAUGUUUAUAUGUUUUUAUGUUGAUGUGCUAUUGUUUUUAAUUGAUUUUAUUGUAUUUGUAUAUUUAACCUAUUCUUGACUCUGUGGUUCUUGCACUUGUUUGGGGAACAGGAUUUCAUUAUUUCUAUCUACAUUUCUGCCUGAGAAAUGACACCCUGAUAUAGUUCUGUGAUCUGUGAAACAUUUCUGUUAAUCACUGAGGCAUUGUGUGUUUGUGUGUUCUUUUCCUUUAGAAUUUUCAAAUAAACUUGACGUGUUUUAUGAUUAAUAGUGAUGUUGUGCUUGUACUAUUUUGGACACACUGUCCUCAGGCUCCAGCUUUAUGUUGUAUGUUGAUCGUAUUAAAACAAAGAAAACAAUCUGUUGUUGUUUUUAAGUUAUAUAUACCAUGAUUUUUCCGGUCCGGCCCACUUGGGAAUAGAUUUUCCUCCAUGUGGCCCCUGAGCUAAAAUGAGUUUGACACCUCUGCUCUAGAUAGUGCAGCUGUAUAACUUUUUGAAGAUCUCGCGACCCAUGACAAAUCUUUUCAGUCUCCUGAGGGGGAAAAGGUGUUGUCGUGCCCUCUUCACGACUGUCUUGGUGUGUUUGGACCAUGAUAGUUUGAUGGUGAUGUGGACAUCAAGGAACUUGAAACUCUCGACCCGCUCUACUACAGCCCCGUCGAUGUGAAUGGGGGCGUGUUCGGCCCUCCUUUUCCUGUAGUCCACGAUCAGCUUCUUUGUCUUGCUCACGUUGAGGUAGAGGUUGUACAUUAAGGCUGAUUGCACAACCAGAGCUUGACAAAGCAAUUUGUACCAGGAUUGUGGAUGAGCACUUAAUGUAUGUGACUUGGUGUAAGGAAUUUAGAUAAUGAUUUUAGAGUCUUUUGAGCGGGUGUGGAUGUGAACUUGGUCAGGCCUCGCUCAUGAAUAACAGCAAAGGGUUGAGUACAACCACCCACUUCUAAAACGUUGUACUCACUUCUAAAACAUAGUGUUCAGAGGCAGGGGUUGGCCAGCUUUGGGGCCAUUGACCGACCGACCAUCCCAUCUUGAUGUAGAAAGCAGAGGGAGGGAAGUUUGGGAAGUUUUCCUUUCUCUAAAUGUCAGAGUGGAAGGAACUCAGUGGGCUAGGAUCCAACUGGUCCUCAGAGGUGUCCUGCCCUUUGAUCAAAUUUUCCACCUGCUGUUUGAAUGGAAACUAGUACUUAGAGCAGGCUUUUGGAGCAGCCUCAUGUCUCUGUCACAAGGGGAUCAUAGUCACACAGCAUCACACAGAAUCAGAUCAAUCCAAAUUUAGAGAUUAUUUUCUUUCCUCUGAUGCAUGGCCCAUGAAAUGCACUGUGCUUUAUUUAAUAUCCCAGUUUGUCAAAAUGUGCUUGAUACUACACUACAUGCCAAUUUUGCCCAUUAGUGGAUGUAGCCAAUCGAAAGGAUAACUGGUGGUCAUUCAUACAAUAUGUGCAAUAAGACCCUUUCCAGGACAUGUCUGAUGCUCAGGUGGCCAAGUCCCCUUUGUGUGUCUAUCUGGUCUUCAUCUCUCUAUGAUCUUUGUCUUCCUUUCUGAACAGGAAGGAGAGGAUGCUGUCCAGUUUGCCAAUCGGGUUAAAGCAGCUAUCGCCAGGCAAGGAGGGCUGGUGGACUUGCUAUGGUGAGUAACCCAUAGCAAACAUCAGAGAACAUAUGUACACAUGGGUUAUACUUAUCAGGUCUGUGUCAUUGUUAAACCCAGCUCAGUUUUGCUCUAAUGUAUCCCCUUGUGGGCUUCACAGAAUACUGUGUAAUGCAGGGUUCCCCAAAAUAAGACUGUAAAAACACCAGCAAAACAGCUCAAAGUGAUUUGAAUUUUGGAAAUCUGUUCCAAAGUAUUCCCACAUAUAAUGGAGAGAUAUUUUAAAUGAAAUGAUUAUGUUUUUGUCAAAUAUUAUGUCUGUUUGGGCUUCUUGUGGUCAAUUUGCAGUCUACAAAUUAUUUGUAAUUAUGUUCCGGCCCCCUUUAUCCCUUACUCAAGAAACAAUCGGCCCGUGGCUGUCUCUAGUGAAUUAUGUUGUUGUUGCUUUGUAGGGAUGGAGGUUUAAAGCGAGGGAAGGUAAAAGACACCUUCAAAGAGGAGCAACAAAAGUUAUACAGCAAAAUGCUAGUGGGAACCCAAGAGGACCGCAGUCGUUCUUGAAGACAAAUGCAGGGAGUUUGAGAUGAUCGGAGACCCACUUGGGGACCACAGAAUGGACAGUCUAAAGGAGUUUUUGACCUGGAAUACUCCCACCCUCAUGUCAGGAAUACUUCACUUGGCUUUCUCGGUCACUGCCUCAGCUUGGCAUAUCAUGUUCUCAUUGCUGUUACAGCCUAUUCUGGGCCCUGUCUCUAUCCUCUGUUUCUAAUGAUUUGACAAUGGACUGGCCUAUACUGUACCAGUGUGUCAUGAAGCUGCGCACUAAGAUGGUGUGUUGUCUUCCCUGAUGGUGACAAAACUGUCUUUUGAGUGACUAAUGUAUUUAUGUCCUUCAUUGAGUUAAUGUAUAUGUUUUGUUCUUAUCAUUUAUCUUUUUUUGUUUUAUUAUUGUUAAUCGUAAUAAUGACAGUUAUUAUCAUAAUUGUUCUUUUAAGUUACAAUAUAUCUGCCUGGGGAUGUAGCAAUGCAACAUAGAUAAGUACUGUAAAGUUUGUACUGAAGGGGAAAACUGUGACCAUGUUGGGAAAUGCAUGAAUGGCUUGUUCCCAACAUGACUGAGAUGACGAGGUGCCACGUAAAUAUGUUUCUAAUACUUUUUUGUUUUGUUUUUUCAAUUAAAAAAAGCCUUUUGUUUCAAAGGUCCAAUGCAGCUGUUUUAAUCUCAAUAUCACAUCAUUUCUGGGUAACAAUUAAGUACCUUACUGUGAUUGUUUUCAAUUAAAAUGGUCAAAAAGAAACAAGAAUAGCUUCUUAGCAAAGAGCAAUUUCUCAAGCAAGAAUUUUGCUAGGACUGUCUGGGAGUGGUGAGUGGAAAACAGAAAACUACCUGUUAUUGGCAGAGAGGUUUAGAACUCUUUCUUAUUGGUCUCCUGGUGAUGUCACCAGGCAGGCCAAGACUCCAUCCCACCAACACAGGCUGAAAUUUCAGGUGGUCUUUUGAAACAGCUCUUACACUUAAAGGGCAUUAUCAUCAUUGUCACAAUUUCACAGCAUUAAUCCCACCUCAUAGUGUGGAAAUAUACAGUGGCUUGCGAAAGUAUUCACUCCCCUUGGCAUUUUCCCUAUUUUGUUGCCUUACAACCUGGAAUUAAAAUUGAUUUUUUGGGGGGUUUGUAUCAUUUGAUUUACACAACAUGCCUACCACUUUGAAGAUGCAAAAUAUUUUUUCUUGUGAAACAAACAAGAAAUAAGAAAAAAAUCAAAUAAUAAUUGAGCGUGCAUAACUAUUCACCCCCCCAAAGUCAAUACUUUGUAGAGCCACCUUUUGCAGCAAUUACAGCUGCAAGUCUCUUGGGGUAUGUCUCUAUAAGCAUGGCACAUCUAGCCACUGGGAUAUUUGCCCAUUCUUCAAGGCAAAACUGCUCCAGCUCCUUCAAGUUGGAUGGGUUCCACUGGUGUACAGCAAUCUUUAAGUCAUACCACAGAUUCUCAAUUGGAUUGAGGUCUGGGCUUUGACUAGGCCAUUCCAAGACAUUUAAAUGUUUCCCCUUAAACCACUCAAGUGUUGCUUUAUCAGUAUGCUUAGGGUCAUUGUCCUGCUGGAAGGUGAACCUCUGUCCCAGUCUCAAAUCUCUGGAAGACUGAAACAGGUUUCCCUCAAGAAUUUCCCUGUAUUUAGCGCCAUCCAUCAUUCCUUCAAUUCUGACCAGUUUCCCAGUCCCUGCCGAUGGAAAAACAUCCCCACAGCAUGAUGCUGCCACCACCAUGCUUCACUGUGGGGAUGGUGUUCUCAGGGUGAUGAGAGGUGUUGGGUUUGCGCCAGACAUAGCGUUUUCCUUGAUGGCCAAAAAGCUCAAUUUUAGUCUCAUCUGACCAGAGUACCUUCUUCCAUAUGUUUGGGGAGUCUCCCACAUGGCUUUUGGCGAACACCAAACGUGUUGGCUUAUUUUUUUCUUUAAGCAAUGGCUUUUUUCUGGCCACUCUUCCGUAAAGCCCAACUCUGUGGAGUGUACGGCUUAAAGUGGUCCUAUGGACAGAUAUUCCAAUCUCCGCUGUGGAGCUUUGCAACUCCUUCAGGGUUAUCUUUGGUCUCUUUGUUGCCUCUCUGAUUAAUGCCCUCCUUGCCUGGUCCGUGAGUUUUGGUGGGCGGCCCUCUCUUGGCAGGUUUGUUGUGGUGCCAUAUUCUUUCAAUUUUUUUGUAAUGGAUUUAAUGGUGCUCCGUGGGAUGUUCAACGUUUUUUAUAACCCAACCCUGAUCUGUACUUCUCCACAACUUUGUCCCUGACCUGUUUGGAGAGCUCCUUGGUCUUCAUGGUGCCACUUGCUUGGUGGUGCCCCUUGCUUAGUGGUGUUGCAGACUCUGGGGCCUUUCAUAACAGGUGUAUAUACAGUGAGGGAAAAAAGUAUUUGAUCCCCUGCUGAUUUUGUACGUUUGCCCACUGACAAAGACAUGAUCAGUCUAUAAUUUGAAUGGUAGGUUUAUUUGAACAGUGAGAGACAGAAUAACAACAAAAAAAUCCAGAAAAACGCAUGUGCUCCUGUAAGUCGCUCUGGAUAAGAGCGUCUGCUAAAUGACUAAAAUGUAAAAUGUAAAUGUAAUGUCAAAAAUGUUAUAAAUUGCUUUGCAUUUUAAUGAGGGAAAUAAGUAUUUGACCCCUCUGCAAAACAUGACUCAGUACUUGGUGGCAAAACCCUUGUUGGCAAUCACAGAGGUCAGACGUUUCUUGUAGUUGGCCACCAGGUUUGCACACAACUCAGGAGGGAUUUUGUUCCACUCCUCUUUGCAGAUCUUCUCCAAGUCAUUAAGGUUUCGAGGCUGACGUUUGGCAACUCAAACCUUCAGCUACCUCCACAGAUUUUCUAUGGGAUUAAGGUCUGGAGACUGGCUAGGCCACUUCAGGACCUUAAUGUGCUUCUUCUUGAGCCACUCCUUUGUUGCCUUGGCCGUGUGUUUUGGGUCAUUGUCAUGCUGGAAUACCCAUCCACGACCCAUUUUCAAUGCCCUGGCUGAGGGAAGGAGGUUCUCACCCAAGAUUUGACGGUACAUGGCCCCGUCCAUCGUCCCUUUGAUGCGGUGAAGUUGUCCUGUACCCUUAGCAGAAAAACACCCCCAAAGCAUAAUGUUUCCACCAUGUUUGACGGUGGGGAUGCUGUUCUUGGGGUCAUAGGCAGCAUUCCUCCUCCUCCAAACACGGCGAGUUGAGUUGACGCCAAAGAGCUCCAUUUUGGUCUCAUCUGACCACAACACUUUCACCCAGUUCUCCUCUGAAUCAUUCAGAUGUUCAUUGGCAAACUUCAGACGGGCCUGUAUAUGUGCUUUCUUGAGCAGGGGGACCUUGCGGGCUCUGCAGGAUUUCAGUCCUUCACGGCGUAGUGUGUUACCAAUUGUUUUCUUGGUGACUAUGGUCCCAGCUGCCUUGAGAUCAUUGACAAGAUCCUCCUGUGUAGUUUUCGGCUGAUUCCUCACCGUUCUCAUGAUCAUUGCAACUCCACGAGGUGAGAUCUUGCAUGGAGCCCCAGGCCAAGGGAAAUUGACAGUUAUUUUGUGUUUCUUCCAUUUGCGAAUAAUCGCACCAACUGUUGUCACCUUCUCACCAAGCUGCUUGGCGAUGAUCUUGUAGCCCAUUCCAGCCUUGUGUAUGUCUACAAUCUUGUCCCUGACAUCCUUGGAGAGCUCUUUGGUCUUGGCCAUGUUGGAGAGUUUGGAAUCUGAUUGAUUGAUUGCUUCUGUGGACAGGUGUCUUUUAUACAGGUAACAAACUGAGAUUAGGAGCACUCCCUUUAAGAGUGUGCUCCUAAUCUCAGCUUGUUACCUGUAUAAAAGACACCUGCGAGCCAGAAAUCUUUAUGAUUGAGAGGGGGUCAAAUACUUAUUUCCCUCAUUAAAAUGCAAAUCAAUUUAUAACAUUUUUGACAUGCGUUUUUCUGGAUUUUUGUUGUUGUUAUUCUGUCUCUCACUGUUCAAAUAAACCUACCAUUAAAAUUAUAGACUGAUCAUGUCUUUGUCAGUGGGCAAACGUACAAAAUCAGCAGGGGAUCAAAUGCUUUUUUCCCUCACUGUAUACUGAGAUCAUGGGACAGAUCAUGUGACACUUAGAUUGCGCACAGGUGGACUUUAUUUAACUAAUUAUGAGACUUCUGAAGGUAAUUGGUUGCACCAGAUCUUAUUUAGGGGCUUCAUAGCAAAGGGGGUGAAUACAUAUGCACGCACCACUUUUGCGAUAUUAAUUUUGUAUUAUCUUUUGAAACGUUAUUUUUUUAAUUUCACUUCACCAAUUUGGACUAUUUUGUGUAUGUCCAUUACAUGAAAUCCAAAUAAAAAUCAAUUUAAAUUACAGGUUGUAAUGCAACAAAAUAGGAAAAACACCAAGGGGAAUUAAUAUUUUUGCAAGGCACUCUAUAUAGAACACAGGAAAAUCACAUUUUGAACUGCACUGGGCCUUUAAGCAUUGUAUUCAUGUGUAAUAUAUAGGAGUUAUGUUAAAGUAGAGCUUGGGUUUUAUUUUCUUUCUGUUGUGAAGAAUGUACAUUCUCAGUGACUGAUGGGGUUUUGAAAUGAACUUGCCUACAUAAUCUCAAUUAACACUUACUUCUGCCUCCCACCCUUAUCUACCGUGAAGCUACUUUCUGAGCUGUGUAAAGACUGAGGCCACUGCCAUCGACACCUCACGAUAGCUGUGGUUUAAGCAGCAUUGUGUGCUUUUAAUUUGUUUACUUACUAAUUCUUUGUUGUAACAUUGUUAAAACGUGAUAUCAUACCGGGCCAUGGAUGUGAAAGAUAUGCCUUGUUCCCUAGCUGCUGAAUCUAUUAAUACUUCCAUGAAGGCUUCUCAUCAUCUACUGUGGGAAUUAUCAUGCCAAAUACACUCCAGAAAGUGAGGGGGCCUGAAGGAGAGAAUUAAAGUGCAGCUGAAGAGUUAGACUGAUUCCCUGCUAGGCUGCAGUGCAAGCCUAGUGGAAAUCCCUGGCCAUCGCCUUCCUCAAACUCCUGUUUGGUUCUCUCACCCCUUUAUACAUUGCUGUACCAAGGGUAUAUACUUUUAGAUCAAAUCUGUCCAAUAUUGACCAAUAAAAACCCAAGGAUGAAGACCGCAAACUUGUGCAAGUUUAAUUUAUGUAAAAUGAGCUAAGAGCUCUGUCAAUGCAAGCCAUUCUUUUCAGUACUAAUUAGUAUACAAUAAAUCACACUUGGCUUGUUGGAAAGAGUGGCCUUGGUGAACUCUGGAACCCAUAAAAAGAAGGAUUCCAUCAGCAUUCAAAGCAUGAAGCUUGCGUUCAGUUAAGGAAGGUUGCCAGGUGUGGGUUAGUUGACCGUACCUUUUAUCCUGUACCAGGUUCCUUUCAAUAUUUUGUUGGCUGCCUGACCGCUUUUGCUUGGUGUGUUAUUGAUGGGAUAUUUGGUGUUCCUUCAUACAGUAUGUUCAAUGAGACCCUUUCCAGAACAUGUCUAAUACUCAGGGAGCCAAGUCCCCUUUUGUGUGUGGUCUUCAUCUAUGAUCUGUGUCUUCCUUUCUAAGCAAGAAGGAGAGGAUGCAGUCCAGUUUGCCAAUUGUGUGUUACAUGAAAACACUUGGAUAGGCUUGUUGAAAAGAGUGGCCUUUGUGACCUCUGGAACCCCUAAGAAUCAGCAUUCCAUCAACAUUCAAACCAUGAAGUUGGCAUUCCAGUAAGGAAGGUUGCCAGCAUUGGGCCUGCUGGCCGGGUGAGGGUGUGUUGCUUUAAUAAUGGUUGAUUGGGUUGAAUAAAUACUUUUUUUGUGGGGAUCUGAAUGGUUGAUGGGGUUGUGCUAACCCUUGGCUUACUGAACAAUAUUAUGUGCCCAGUUGUCCACUGCGGGCAGAGUGCCUACCUACUGUUAAUUCAUUUAUAGUGCUGUGGGCCAGUAGUGCAGUGUAAGUUGUGAGGGUUGAAAACCUUCCUUUUGAGGGUUAUAUAUUCUAUAUCUGACCAUGCACUCAGGUAUGUGUUGUUCAGCCAGGACUCCUUUCAGCCAGGGUAAACUAUUGCCAGUAAUUUUACUGAGUACCCAGCCUGCAUCCCAACAGUGAGGAACUGCCUCAGUAGCCUUUCAGGGGAAUUUCCCUUUUAGGUGGCAUUGUUUACACUGCUGAUGGACAGGGCAACAUAAUGCUCUGCCUGGCUUCAAAUAAAUGUAUUGACAAGGCUGGACAAAGCACACAAUGUGCAGAGGAGCAAUGGGAAGCAGUGUGCAAACCUGAAAGGUUGGUUGUGUAAACCAUGCCAUGGUUUAGCAACUCGCAGCAAGCAAUAUUGAGGGUCUUGGGCCUCUGCCCCCUUUCUGUGCUUUACUCUGAACUAUCUUUACUCUUUCAAUGCAGAUUCAGACUGAGGCUAGUUCAAGACCAAAAUAAUGGUUGCAACCCGCCUUGGAAGCAAAUGACAUGGUAAGGACAGUGGCGGGCAUACCAUUAGGCAGAAGAGGCAAUUGCCUCAGGCCUUGUAUCAAAGGGGUCUCGUGAGCUGGGCAUAAUAAGAAAUAAUACUAGUAAUAAUUUUAUUAUUUCUCAGCAGCAGCUAAAUCUGCAAGAAGCUUCAAAGUUGCAAAGGAAAUGGGGAGGGAGGGGGGUUUUGCCUGGGCGCUGUACCCAGGUUAAUGAGGCCACAUUGUUGACACAAAAGGCCUCCAAAAAAGUAAAUGAAUCCAUACAGCUGAAUAAUAAUUCAUAAUAGAUCAAUUAUUUAUUUCCUUACAUAUACAUAUAUUUCAUAUCAAUAUUAAUACAAUCCAAGUUUUUCUCAUAAUAGUAGAAACAAGUAAGCAAAAAUAAAGAUUAAAAAUGACCUAAUGCAUUUAGUAAAAAGACAGGUGCUGCUGAUAAUACUGCCAUCGUCAUUGGGGCAGAGGACAUGUAUAUGUAGCCCAUAUAUCCGAUGCUGUCUGGCCAAAAAGAGUAAGGCAUGUCAUACUCCUUUUGGCCAGACAGCAUCAGAUACAUGGGCUACAUAUAAAUUACAUAGAGAGACAGAGGGGUGCUGUUUCGCUCGCUCGGAUGCUUUUUCUGGUGAGAGAGUUUCAGCCACUUGCAAAUUGAAGUGGCUGUUGGGGUGCUGGAUUCAUGGGAUGCUAGAAUUAUUUUGGAUGAAUGUGUGAAGGUAACCUACUGUUUGAAGGAAUUUGUUUGACACAGAUGAAAACAUCAAGACAGUGUCAUUAAAAUGUAUUACAUUUUUACAGUUAAAUUAAGUAUUUACUAUAAAAUAAGGUCUGACCUGAUUUUUCAACAGCUCACCAUAAGUGGUGUGUAGUUUGUCCUGUUAUCAAGUAACAUAGUAAGCUGUGAGGUCAGUGAAAAGCUGAGUGUGGAGUCAGAAUUAUGAUCUUUCACAAUAUCAGUGUAUCACUAAAGAUGUGGCUGUUCUAGUGCAGAACUAUCAAUGUAGUGUCUGCUCAAAGAUCAUAGCAUAGUGUAAAACAUAUUUCUGUCUUGUCAAGUAUGGUGACAGAGUGGUGGGCACACUCCAAAUGGAGCAGGUCACGAAUAAAGGAUGGUGAGAUGGGGUCAAUCCAAUUAAAUCACACCACACUGCUCUUUUGUUUCCAUCAUUGAAAUGAGUCAACCAGUUAUGUUUUACAACAGCAGUGUCUGAGCUUGAUGGAGUAGUUAAUCAGAACUGUGCCUGGUCUUUUUCUUGUGUUCUUUGAACAUUUUGCCUAGAGCAAACUGUUGCCAGCCCACUGACAAUAACAGAUUGAACAUGAUACACAAUCUCUAUAUAAAUGAAUAGGCUACAUGUAUUUAAAAAAAAUAUAUGUAGUUUAUGUUCUAUUAUUUGUGAAGUAGCCUAAUAUCUGGUAUUUGACAGGCCAACAGCUUUCAGGCCCAACCAUUCAUAAUCAUUUCCCCCCAGUCUCAGACUAGUCACAGAGAUGUGGGCUAUAAUUAGAAGGUAUAACCUCUAGUUGGCUACACAACCAUGGACUGUAUAUAAAUGCUACUAGCCUAUAUUUUUCGGAGUUUGGAUGUUUUGAGGUCUGGAUUAGGCGCCUGUGGUUUUUCAUAGUAAGAGGUAGGUUUAUUUGUAAAAUUAAAUAGAAAUACCGGGGGGAAAAAAACUGAGCACCGUGGGCGGAGCUCCGGAGUUCAUGACACAACAUUGACAACAAGAUCUGGUCGCGCGGGGCAGGACGAACUGUUCUGGCGCAGGCAGCACAUGCACCGUUCCAGGUUUAAAUCGGUUAAGAACCUAGUCCAAUUACCAUGAAGAGAUAUACAAAUCCUUUCCUGCCUGCUCUGCCAUUUCUCAGCAGACAUGGGACAUAGCUCCUUCUCAAGGAUAUAGAAUCAAGACGGCAAACAACACCCGCCAUCAACAAAAAGCGGGCAAGUUAGAAGAGCCGAAAUAAAUGAUCAGGAUUAAUUAAUUAUACGACCGACUUCUUCAGGGCAGGUUAUAGAGACCUAUACACUACACCACCGUAUCAGUAAACUGUUUGUAGCUAACACACGUACAACAUUUUACCAAGAGUUCUUCCUGCAGACUAUUUCUGGAAUUCGAUCGUAAUCAUGGAAACGUACACUGACGUUCUACUUGUCACCGCAAAUGUUGGCUCAUUAUUCGACAAUGUAAGUAUUAACUCCAUUUUUCACCUAACUAUAUCCUGUUUUAAGUAACUUUGAAUGGUGAAUCAAAUUUUCCAAGUAGAACAGCGAUAUUCCUAUGUAAGCAGUUGCUACACCUGCCAGAGAACACCAGAACCGUUACAAGACCAAAUUCUACUACCUAUAACAUUGUAGCUAACGACAUUCGAAUGGAGACAAGUUCAACUCGCACAGGCUGGCAUCGGGCAAUCCAAUCCAAUAUUUAAUUUGAUUAUUAUAGGCCCUAUAAAAUAAGGUAUUUUUCAACAUUAAGCUACUUCCUUAGACAAUUACAUUUAAUCAUGACAACCAUGAUUUCUGUAGUCUAAAUGCUUUCUUCUCAAUCGAUAUGUGGACCAUAACUUUGAAGUCACUUGUUUAAUGUUAUUGUUGCUUCUGACGACACAUUGUUUUCACUUCGAUGGGCCUAUACAACUGCAAGUCCUCUGUCUAUAGUUAUCCUCUACCGUAUUUAUCGUGAGCUGUUGCGGCAUGAUUAUUGAGGCGCGUGCGUGUUCUCACAGCAUAUUGACAGAUUCGCGGAGAGAAACUACCUAUCAAGCAACAACGGGUCCCAGUUCAAAUCAAACAGGAAAUUGAUGGCGUGCAACAAGGACACGUUUAAAGUUAUUGCCGCGAAAGUGCAGUUCGCAACUUUUUAUUAUUCACCAAGCUCCCGCUCUGCUACUGCACAAACAAGUGAUUUAAUAUAAUUUGUAGCCUAGGCUACAUUGUUGGCAAUUAGAUUUGUAUGCCUAUAGCCUAUAUUGUUUCAAUACUGUUGGCCUAACACCUGUUAUUAGUUAUUACAGUGUAACAACAUAUCAAAACAAUGCUGGUACCACAGUAGGCCUACAGUGUUAGUUACUGCAUAAGUAUUUUACACAUGAUGACUGAAAUAAGCUAUGAUCAUGGUCAGCAUGGAAUUGCCCAUACUUGGGUGUAAUUUUAAAUAGCCUAAUUUUGCUGCACAAUAACAACUCACAUUAUGCUGAGUAGCCUAAAGCAGGUUUUCCCAAACUCAGUCCUGGGGCUGACCCGCUUGCUUACAUGGUCGGACAGCAUUCCUGUGUAGAUUAAAACACAGCGGAGCCAGCGCAAGAUAUGGCUUGGAAAACAUACCUCAAUCCAUGGAUCAGAAAUGCGUUGUACUCAGAAUUGUCCCAUUAUUCCAAUUGAAGAUUGAAUGACUGCUAGUUUUUCCAGAAAACUGUCCCAUGCUAGGUAGCAGAAGCCACAGCAGGCAUUUGGAACGCAUUUCUCAUCCCUUGAUUAAGGUAUGUUUUCCGAGCUACAUCUCCCGCCGGCUCCAUGGUGUGUUAAUCUACACAGGAAUGCUGUCCGACCCUAGUGCAGCUGUAAGCAAGCUGGUCGGAUCUGCUGGCUACGUAAAGCAAUUACCUCAUGGCCCUAGACAACAUUGUGCAUUUACUUAUUUCAUUUCAUUCUGAGGAAGGCCGUGACAAAGGCUGUGAGGCUGAAACGUUUGCACAAAAUAAACAAGUCAGCUUCUUUUCUUUUAAUUAAUUGUAAUUUUCCAUUAAAUCUGGUAAAAUAUUUCAAGAGGCUAGUGUUGGGAACACUAACUGCCAGUGGGGGCUACGCUGAAUCUUAUGGUGGGUAAUGAUCUAGAGUUAGGCUACUAAGCUGGAAGAUUUUUUUCUCCACAUACUCUGCUCCUAGGCACCAUGAACCCUUGUUCACACUUACCUGUAAUAUAUAGCUUUACCUGUACCUAUCUUUAUGAUCUUUAACAUCUCCGAUACCUUCCCAACUGGCACACUGAUAAUGAUAGGCUACCAGAAACCCCACUGCCACAACCUUAUUAGUCACAUGAUGUGUAUUGUGAGUUGAGAUCAUGGAGACAGUUGCCUUGAUGAUUUAGUAAUUUGUAUAUGUGGUAAUAACAGGAUGAAAUCAAUAACAUAUGAGUAGACCUACCUUAAGUGGUUGUGAUAUGAUGAAAAAUGCAAACACCAGUGCAUUGGUCUUUAGUUUUGUGCUGUGGUGUCUGGGAAAUCGGGGCUUGGUUGUCAUUGUGACUGAGGGGGAGGGGGGAUACACUCAUGGAAAUUUGGCUCAGGACCAUGUUUCCGGUUUCCCUAUCUGGCCCAGUUGAAAACAUGUCAGAUCCCAUUGUGGGUUCAAGACAUCUGUAAACAGAUGAUUAUCUUCCCAGGGUGUUCUUCAUACUUUUCUUCUUAUAUGGCUGCCUAAUACGUUUAAACAAACCCUUCCAAACAUGGAGAAAAGGUUAUGCUUUCAGCUGGCCUCACAUUUUAGGGCCUUUAGUCUCGCCAGAGACUAGUAGUCUUGUAGGCAUAUUUACAUGAGAAACAUGGAAAUCCAGGUUUGCUAUUAUAGGGCUAUACUUCUAGAUCAAUGCACAAAAAGGUCACCAGGAGAGAACAGUGCAAAUCAUCUCUAGGUUUAGAAUUGUUAGGCCUAAUUUUCGUUAGAGGGCAUGAUGGAACAGAGAGUGAUGGUGGUACAGGACAUGUACAGCCUUAUUCUAAAAUUGAUUAAAUAAAAAAUGUUACUCAUCAAUCAGGGGAGAAGGGCCUUGGUCACUCUGACAGAGCUCCAGAGGUCCUCUGUGGAGAUGGGAGAACUUCCUGAAGGACAACCAUCUCUGCAGCACUCCACCAAUCAGGCCUUUAUGGUAGAGUGGCCAGACGGAAGCCACUCCUCAGUAAAAGGCACAUGACAGCCCACUUGGAAUUUGCCAAAAUGCACCUAAAGACUCUCAGACCAUGAGAAACAAGAUUGAACUCUUUGGCCUGAAUGCCAAUGUCUGGAGGAAACCUGGCACCAUCCCUACGGUGGUGGUGGCAGCAUUAUGCUGUGGGGGAGUUUUCAGCGGCAGGGACUGGGAGACUAGUCAGGAUCGAGGGAAAGAUGAACGGAGCAAAGUACAGAGCGAUCCUUGAUGAAAACCUGCUCCAGUGCUCUCAGGACCUCAGACUGGGGCGAAUGGUCACCUUCCAACAGGACAACGACCCUAACCACACAGCCAAGACAACGCAGGAGUCGCUUCGGGACAAGUCUUUGAAUGUCCUUGAGUGGCCCAGCCAGAGCCCGGACUUGAACCCGAUUGAACAUCUCUGGAGAGACCUGAAAAUAGCUGUGCAGCGACGCUCCCCAUCCAUCCAACCUGACAGAGCAUGAGAGGAUCUGCAGAGAAGAAUGGGAGAAACUCCCCAAAUACCGGUGUGCCAAGCUUGUAGCGUCAUACCCAAGAAGACUCGAGGCUGUAAUCGCUGCCAAAGGUGCUUCAACAAAGUACUGAGAAAAGGGUCUGAAUACUUAUGUGAAUGUGAUAUUUCUGUUUUUUAUUAAGACAUUUGCAAAAAAAUCUAAAAACCUGUUUUUGCUUUGUCAUUAUGGGGUAUUGUGUGUAGAUUGAUGAGGGAAUAAGGCUGUAACGUAACAAAAUGUGGAAAAAGUCAAGGGGUCUGAAUACUUUCCUUUCCGGAUGCGCUGUAUGAUAUGUUUCAGUCUCAGUUCCAGGCUUCUGGUAUUAAACAUGCCUGAUCUUAUUACCUCUGUCAACAAACAUCACCUGUGGCACAGUAUAAAGGUAAGGUCCAAGCUGUUACAGGAUUUGGUUUUUACAUUUAUGUUUUGAGGUUGGACUUUGGCACGUAUAGCUCGUUAGCACGUAGGGCGCAUCGAUUGGUGUCACCUCGUUAGUCAGUAUGUGUUAUACCUGUGCUGGUUGCCAUCUCGUUAGUGGGAAGAUGUUUCACCUGUGCUGGCCCAGGUGCUAUUUAAGAGUGGCUGGCCCAGUGCUCCAGUUGUCUUGAGAGAUGUGGAGGGUCAACACCUUUAGUUGGCUCUCCCUAUUUGAGUUCUAGAAAAACAUACAUUUUGCACCACCUUUUUGCUUUGCUUCCUGUCUUUAAGUUUGGUGUGGGUUUUUCUUUUUGUCUGCCUCUUCUUGGGCAAAUUUAGUGGGCGGUCAUGGUGGGUGUCUUUUAGCUUCUAGUUGUUGUUGCUAGUCAACUUUCAGUGGACACCUCCAUGAGUGUCUUUCAGAACCCCUCCUAAAGCCCCUGCCUUUUCGUUUUGGUUGUUGGUCAGUGACUCUUUGUUAGUUCCCCUUUAUGUUUGAGCUACAUUUUUGGUUUUCUUGCUGGGGAACGUAACAAUAGCAUGGAAAUAAUAUAAUUACCAUUAACAGUCAUCAAUGUUAGAUCGACAUUUAUCUUGGCGUUCUCUACCCUUUAAAGAGCAUUGUGUAAAUUCAUUUGGGUUACCAUGGUGUUUGGAUCAGCAUAAGGAAACAGCAGGUUACCAUGUUUAAAAACCUUUGCAAAUAAAAUGGCGUCUCAGCAUCUGUUUAAGGGCUAAUCAUGCUGUUUUUAUGGAUGAGGUUUGUUGGGCAAAGACGGUACAGGACACAUGCAGUUGGGCUUCUUCAGUCAGACACCUGUAUUAUGGAUGAGCUGCUCUCCCGUCAGGCCACAGUGCCUGGGCAGACAGGCAUUGGUGGGCAGCAGCAUUCAUUGGGCCAUGCAAAUGCACUAUGCAAAGCCACUGCUGUGCUGCUACUCCUCUGGCAGAUUGUCCUGCAUCCGGCUGGCCCUGGAGAAGACAGCACAGUCUGUAUUCUGGCCUGGCACUGGAGGAAACACGAACACACACAAUACUCUGGAUACUCAGUAGCUCACAGAGGUUCCCUGGAAAUCUUUCGUUGAAGAACAGAUAUUAAACAAAAUGGAAGGACACAUUACUAUGUUAAUUCAAUCUCACAUUGAUACGGUGUAUACAUCAACAGGCAGGCUUGCUAAUAAUGUUAAAGAUUAUUCUGAUUCUUUAUGCCACUUAAAUAACAGAGGUUCCAGAGAUAGGGAUUCCAGGGAUGGGUGUUGUCUGAAUUGCAAAUGUAAUAAACAUAUUACAACCAUUCCAGAGGGACGUUUGUGUUUUGCUUAGGUAAAGUGUUUAAACAUAUAAUUUUACCUGUUGUUGUGUGGGUGUUUAUCUGCGUAAACCUUACUGUAUGUCCUACCAAAACAUUUGACAAGACUGUCAUGUUGUGCUUAUCUGCCUGCCUCAUGCAUGUUUUAUAUCUUCCACUGUCAAGUGCUAAUAUAUAAUUAAACAUGGCCUUUGGUCAGUGUAUGGGAAAGGUGCCUGCAGGGUUGAUUGGACACCCUAGGAUCUCAUUUAAGCCUUUCUGUUUAUGCCCUUUGUUUUGAAUGUCUCAACUGUAGGUGGUAGAAACCAUGUGUGAAUUGAAACGUUUUUUUUCAACCCACAGGUGGGUGAGAUUGAGAGUGACUGGCUUCGAGAAUUCUUUGGGGUGAGUUUGGGAUCCCUCUCAGGUGUCCACUAUAGAUAGAAUGGAUCCUCAAAUUAGUUUUUUCCCCCUGCGACUCUUCCUUACUGUUACUCCAUUUCAGCUUUUUACUGUUGAAAUGUAAACACCUUAAGCCAUCCUCUCAUGUUGAGACUGAACCAUGAACCCUCCUGGAUGGUGGACUUAUAAAUCGAUUAGAUAUUGUCUCCAUUCCCAAAGAGGUGAAGAAGACACUUUCCACUAUUUAGCCAACACAUUAUGCAUAGUAAAAUGACAAAGUUGUAUGUCAUCUUAAGAAAUAACAUUUAAUUACCAGAAUUCAGUAGGUUGCCCCACAUUUUACCACCAUUAUGGCACAUGAUUGUGGUAGAUUAACGGCCUGCCUGAUGUCUCUGUCUUGUCACAGACUGUCCAGAGUCACAAACCACGCUUCAUCGCCCUGCACUUCCAGGAGGUUGGAGGCAAGGACUACAUGAUCAAUAUGGGCCAUGCAGAGAACUUCUUCUGGUAAGACAUCACUGUGCCAAACUCUCUAUGGGACACUUUCAAAAGUAUCCACAAAUGCUGCCCAGACUCCUUAGUUUUAUGACCAACAGAUACAGUAUAACUUCAUGAUUCAUCAUGGUUUUUAACUGUGAAAAAAUGGGUCAUGAAAUCUGUGUCAAGGACUGUAUAAUGUUAUCAUAACCUCGGGACAUCAACUGCCAUUACCUAUAUAAGAGAGUAUCCAAAUAUAAGUGUACAGUGUUAGAGACAGUUUUUGAGUUGUUCAGCUUAUCCUCUUCUGGUCUUUAGGAACAUUGAGUCCAGUGAGGAGAUGAGGGACUUUGACAGGGUCUGCAUCUAUGUGGACAACCACUUUAAGAACGUGGACAGCUUCACGGUGAGUACUACAGGACUGCACUGAUCAACUGACUGAAGUUUAACUGAAAUAAUCUCUCUAUAACAACCAUAUCUGGUCUGUAGGUUACACUAGCUCAGUUGAUAAUAUCGAUAUAAUGCCCAAUAGUGGAGCUUGAUGGACAGGAGGCUUAGGUAAAACAAUAAAAUGUUGUAGAAGCCCUUACAAGAGUUACCAUUGGUGUCUUUGCCUUUAGAAGAGCUAGUAUCUCCUACAGCAGUGGUUCCCAACAUUUUUUGCAUAGGCGACCCCUUUUGUGAUAGCAAAUUCAUCAAGGACCCCUCAUAAUAUCAGAACACAACUCCUACUUUAGAGUGCGAUAAAAAUAGCAUUUCCUGCAGUUUUACUAUGACUUCCGCAGUGCAUGGUUGGACUAAUCAAGUCUCGGGCCCUAGGAAAUAACAUAUUAAAGCCCCCCACUUGGCAUCAGAUAUUUUUGUAUUAAUAUUUUGAGAUCUGGCCGUGGACCCUGCAGUACCUCUGCGGACCCCACUUUGUUCAGACAGCAGUGUGUCUCUGUGACCACAAGGUGGGGCCCUGCUCCACAGUACAGCGCCAAUGAGGGCCAGGGCUUCUCAUCAAUGCUCAGUUGGGUAUUUUUAGACUGAGAAACAGGAAUUCUUUGGUAAAUAUUGCAUAAUAGAACAUUACAAAUACAUGGCACUGUACAUACACAUGAUACAUUUACAUGUUCUGCUCUCCAAUACAAAAUGCUAUGUUCAGGAUGACAUCCAUUCUGUACAGGUUAUGGUCGAUAAUGCUUUUUUGUUUUAUUUUAAUAAUAUGACAUUUAAGUAUACCUAAUACACUGUGUUUAACAUGACCAAAGGGUGAGGCUUUAAAUUAUUGUUUCAUCUCAAAGACAGGGUAGCAAACAAUUUGACCUGAAAAAGUGCAUGUAUCCAUGUUGUGACACGCUUUUCUCAAUAGUACAGUAUAAUAAGAGGACCAAACUUCAACAUUUUAGUCAUUUAGCAGAUGCUCUUAUCCAGAGCGACUUAGUUAGUGAGUGCAUACAUUUUUCAUACUGGCCCCCCGUGGGAAACGAACCCACAACCCUGGCGUUGCAAGCACCAUGCUCUACCAACUGAGCUACACUGGUCUUAUAUCCUCAUCUAUCCUCUGGCCCCCCAACUCUCUCUUUAUGUAACUACAAUAUAUACGUCUGUGUGUCUGUGCAGCACUAAACUGUCAUUAUAGAGUUGUCAGGAGGCUGUCUGGGUCAUGGACACUGUCUCAAUCUCCACACCUGUCAUUCCAGCUCCGAGACCAGCUCCAUCUUCAGCCUCCUCUCUAAUGGCCUCUGUACCUGAAAUAAGGACUAUUUGCCAGUGUUGCUUGUUAUGAGCCACCUUAGUUCUAAAUGAGCCAUGUCAUAUCAGAGCCUGGUUCAUAAAUGGGCUGGUCAACACAACACAUAGGCCUAGUUGUUGCUUAAAUCCAAUCUUGGGAGGGUCCAUCCCCAUCAUGUGCAGAGUGGCACAGGAUUAACCCUAACCCCACCCAAGCUAGACCCCAACACUGGAGCCCUGACAGUGGGGGUCAAUGGAUCUGUCUACACUUGGAGGUGUGUGAAGUGGAGGGGAACGUCAACGUCCAGGUGUGGGGAGACAGGCCAAAGUCAAUAAAUGUAACUCUAGAUUAAAACUAUUGAUCACAGCCCAUUUGUAAACAAUAAAUAAGGGCUGAGGGGAGUGGCGGACAUCUGGGACUAUGUUUCCCCUGUGCUUGGGUGUUUGUGCCCCCCCGCCCCCCCGCCGCCCUACUAGGGCUGCAGCCCCCAAUGCCACAUUCUCAUUUCGCCUGUGCCACCCGCAUUGAUUUUCAAUUUGUUUCCCCUCGGCUGUGGAUCAUCAACUCCCUGACCAGAAAAGGUUGGUGGGGGAGGGGUGGUUUCUGUGUUCAGAGGGGUUGUGAGGAGGGGGGCAGGCAUGCACGCAUUCCCUGUAUAAAUGGUGUUUUGAUAAAAAAUCACUUGUAAGUCAAUAGUUUUUUAUUAAACUGUGCACAAACCUGAUUGAUGAAGAUGGGUCCUUGGCAGAGUAUGUGGAGGAGAACCUUUCUGUGUGUGUAUGUGUUUAAAAAAAAAAAGACAGCAGACUUCUAGAGUCAUAAAAUAGUUUUACGGUUUUAAGAAUGUCCCCCAAAUUUUUUAUUGCUAUUGAUAACGUCACUAUAUAGACAUUAGACAAUGUUUAUUAGUCGGUAAACACUCAAACCUGCCACCAUGUUUUCUUCCAAACUGAGCUAAUGCUUAAGCAAAAUCCCAUUUGAAUUGAUUUAAUAAAUGCUAUAACUCAGGUUAGGGAUUCAGCUGAAGUCAGCCGAUGUUCGAUCUAACUUGCGAAACCGUCAGUUUAGACCGUGUCUCCUCUAACCCCCCUCCCCUCCUCCCCCAACUUGGACAGGUCCGUCCCUAAUCGCUGGUCACCCUGGCUGGUCGUAAUAGGGACAGCUCCGUCCCAUUAAAUGAGGAUCGCUCUGGCAGUGAAGAUGAAUGGUCUCCUCAGGGAGCGAUCUCUCAUGCCUGGGCAGAAGGGGAGGGGGGAUAGAGCAGGCCGUCACGCCGGAGACCCUCUGGGUGCUGCCAGAUUUUUCUUCGGCCCGCAGCCGGCAUGGCAGCAGACGGCAGCCCUAAUGUUUAAUACCUUUUCAAUUGUUUUAAUUUUCUGUCUUUAUUGAUCUCAGAAGGCAUGAUUAAUCAGAGAAGGCAGUUAGUACAUUAAAAAUGGUCACAUCAUGAUUGGGUGCUAAAGUGUGUGUGUGGUGUGUGCACGUUUGAUAGUGUAUUGUGUACAUGUUAUUGCAGUAAAGCUAUGUGUUUCUGUGGAGAAGAGUGAGUUGAGCAUAAUAUAAUUGCUUGAAAGAGGGAAGGAUUGAGAGACUGGGUGGGUGUGUGGUUGUGUGUGUGAAAGGAGGCUAGAACUACUGAAGAUUGGGAUGGUUAAUGAUGAUAAUGAUGUAAAUACUAUGGAAUCAGAUCAUGUUGGAUGAUACUCAUUGAUGAAUCAGACGUUAAGUUGUUUCUUUAAGUCAUUAUGACCGUAGGUUUCCAGUGAAGCCUGAGUGCUGUAUCGGACCAGGGUGACCUAGCAUGUCUCUUGAGCAUGUUGAAGUUGAUAAAGCUGUUUCGCAAGAAAUUAUGAUGUUGAUAUUUUGCACCGAACCAAACUUUAAGGGAAGUCUGUGGAAGGUAUUUCUGGAAGAAUGCAAUAUUGGAACAUGAUAGAGCUUGAUAAUGUCUCUAUACUUCAUCAUCACUGCAGCAAACUGACAUUCUCAGCAAUUGUUUAAAGGAGCUUGUAUUGUAUUCUUUGUCCUUACAGGCCCUCGGAAGCAUGUACUUCAUCCACAAGUCAUUGAAAAACAUCUACCAAUAUGAUUUUAAUGGUAAGAACAUUACAAUCAUAUCUAUAUGACAUCAUUAUUGACUUUGAAUAACAAAAGAUUAAUGACAUUUUGUUAUCGCUUUAUGAUAGAUCACUUCCAUUCAGGCCCUGCACGUGGCGAUAAUUUCAGAACGUGUAUCAGUCCUGGUGUGCGAACUUGGCCCUUUGUGAUAGAUCAUUAUUAUAAUAUAUUUAGAGUUUGGCACAAAACCGUUUAGGAGGUAAGAGCAAUUUUGUAAGUCAGUCUGGAGAUUCAUGUCUGUGUAUUUUGAUACAAAGUAUCUAAUAAGUCGGAUCAUCUUUUGAACACUGCAGUGUGAUGGCCACCUCUUUUGGCUAGACAUAUCAGGGAAUCUGAAUUGAAAGUGGGAUGUGUUAUUUUCUUGUUGCAUAGUCCAGUCACGUUAGGCAUGAAAAAGCUCUUCAGAAAAGGCUUAUGGAAGAGUCAUAAACAUCCCAGGCCUGCGAUGUUCUGUGUCACCAGUCAGAUUGGUGCACUGCCACCAAACACUGCCUAAUGGCCUUAUUAUAGAUCCUCUGAUCACGUAUGCUGCUGUGAUGAGCUUAACAUCACUUUAUUGAUUAGUGUUUGCAUGUUUUCUCACUAUUUUACCCUUCCACGCCUCUCUCCCCCUCACAGUUAAGGCUUUUAAAGCAGUGUCUGGACAGAACAAGUAUGUGGGCUCCCUGGAUGGAGCAACCACAGUGGAGAAAGAAAAAUUCCCGAAGAAUUUCUGGCCCGAUGUGAGUGUGUGGUGUGGUGUUGGGGGGGAGGGGGAUGGGGUGUUGGAACAAAUAUGUGUAUAGGGGGCUAAAGGGGGAGUCUAUCUGACAGGGAUAUGAGACACAUUGUAUGGAAUAAUUAAUAAUUACCAGCAUGGCCCUCCAAUUAGUUAGCUAAAUGGUGGUAUUUGGUGAACAUUUAACAUACAAAACAUUCAUCUGUAUAACUUUUUGUUUGUGAUGUGUUUUGCAGUUCAAAUGGUCUAGGAAGGGCUUCAUGAGGACCCGGUGGAUCAUUCACAACCAGUACGUACUCUAGUUCAGUGGUUCCCAAACUGUGGGUCGGGAUCCAUUUGUGGGUCGCGGCAGGGGUCCAGGUGGAUCGCUUGUUGACCUUUUUUUGUGCAUAGAAUUUAUUUAUUAUUGAUUUUUUACAUAGAUUUUCGGAAUGGAAAAAUUCUUGCAGUGUAAACUUAAACGACUAAAACCAAAUAGAAAGUACGUAGAAAAGAGAAUGGUUUUAGACAUUUUUGCAAAUGUAUUAAAAAUAAAGAACAGAAAUAACCGAUUUACAUAAGUCCUCUGUAGCUCAAUUGGUAGAGCGUGGCGCUUGUAACGCCAGGGUAGUGGGUUCGAUCCCCGGGACCACCCAUACGUAAAAAUGUGUGGACGCAUGACUGUAAGUCGCUUUGGAUAAAAGCGUCUGCUAGAUGGCAUAUUAUUAUUAUUAUUCAGACCCAUUGCUAUGAGACUCGAAAUUGAGCUCAGGUGCAUCCUGUUUCCAUUGACCAUCCUUGAGAUGUUUCUACAACUUGAUUGGAGUCCACCUGUGGUAAAUUCAAUUGAUUGGACAUGAUUUGGAAAGGCACACACCUGUCUAUAUAAGGUCCCACAGUUGACAGUGCAUGUCAGAGCAAAAACCAAGCCAUGAGGUCGAAGGAAUUGUCAGUAGAGCUCCGAGACAGGAUUGCGUCAAGCCACAGAUCUGGGGAAGGGUACCAAAAAAUUUCUGCAGCGUUGAAGGUCCCCAAGAACACAGUGGCCUCCAUCAUUCUUAAAUUGAAGAAGUUUAGAACCACCAAGACUCUUCCUAGACCUGGCCGCCUGGCCAAACUGAGCAAUCGGGGGAGAAGAGACUAGUCAGGAUCGAGGGAAGGAUGAACGGAGCAAAGUACAGAGAGAUCUUUGAUGGACCUCAGACUGGGGCGAAGGUUCACCUUCGAACAGGACAACAACCCUAAGCACACAGCCAAGACAACGCAGAAGUGGCUUUGGGACAAGUCUCUGAAUGUCCUUGAGUGGCCCAGCCAGAGCCCGGACUUGAUCCUGAUCGAACAUCUCUGGAGAGACCUGAAAAUAGCUGUGCAACGACGCUCCCCAUCCAACCUGACAGUACUUGAGAGGAUCUGCAGAGAAGAAUGGGAGAAACUCCCCAAAUACAGGUGUGCCAAGCUUGUAGCAUCAUACCCAAGAAGACUCGAGGCUGUAAUCGCUGCCAAAGGUGCUUCAACAAAGUACUGAGUAAAGGGUCUGAAUACUUAUUUAAAUGUGAUAUUUCAGUUUUUUAUUUGUUAACAUUUUCUAAGAACCUGUUUUUGCUUUGUCAUUAUGGGGUAUUGUGUGUAAAUUGAUGAGGGAAAAAAAAACAAUUUAAUCAAUUUUAGAAUAAGGCUGUAGCGUAGCAAAGUGGAAAAAGUCAAGAGGUCUGAAUACUUUCUGAAUGCACUGUAUUUCAAAAUAAUAGCCUAGAGUCUUUGAGAACUUACAAUCAACAAAAUAAAAGCUAGACAAUCAGGCCCCCAUUGAUUUAAUGUUUAAGCGUAAGAACACAGCAUUAGCCAUGGCAAAAUAUGUAGAAUUGCAGGAAAGUAGCUUUAAAACGACACAAUUUUCUCCUCAGCCAAUAUUAUAUUCUUUACUUAUUUUUUUGUCUGUAUGUUUUUUCACCACUCAACCCUUAUGGUGGGUCGCGACUUAAAAGACACCUCAAUUGAUGGGUCACGAAGCAAAACGUUUGGAAGGCUCUAGUCUACUGACCUACUGCUAUACUCUUCUCUACUCUACGUACUAUACUGUCUGCUGUCACAGCUCAUCAAUAGACAGCUUUCAUCCCGUUACUCAAUACUGCUGCAGUAGUUAAAGCUGAAGCUCAGCAAACACCCUCUGUUUCCUCUACACAAUAGUUACUGCUUGCUCUCCUGUGUCACUACCAUCGGUUCUUAGACAAAAGGAGUCCAUGGGCAGAGUGCUACAAGGUCACCCUGUGAGUCAACACAGCCCGUCUGUUGGAUGCACAUUAAUUGUUUUCAGGUGGCAGCAGCAGAAAAGGAGUGAAUGCUCGGCACAGAAGACAAAUGUGUUUGUUUGUGGACUAGCAUUACCUCAAGUGCACUCACUAAUUAGUAAACUCUUCAUAACUGACAGCACACACAGACAAACAAAUAUCUUCCCAAUGCUUCCUUUUUUCAUAGAUAUGUCUGCCACUUCUCAUUUUGUGUGUGUGUGUGGUCUCUGCAGGGGUCUGGACCUAGUCAACGUACACCUUUUCCAUGAUGCAUCCAACCUCAUUGCCUGUAAUGCCAGUCCCUCCAUUUACUCAGCCAACCGCCAGAAGGCCCUCAGAUAUGUCAUCAACAGGUUAGCCUGCCCAUUCUCAGCUUUGGAGAACAACUCAAAUGCAACCACUUGAGAGAUAUACUGUAAGGCUUUUGCACUGAGCCCAUUUGGGAAUCUAGAUAAAAAAUAGUUGUCUGCAAGAUGGUUUGCAAGUGCAUGUAAAUCUGUGUUUACGAUCAUUUUAGAGUAGAGGACUCAAUUUGUUAGCUAAAACAUUUGACUCAUGCCGCUGUCAUUUCCUUCCAGGAUAUCAGCGAGCAGCUACACUCCACUCCCCUUCUUCCUGUUUGGGGAUUUCAACUUCCGCUUGGACACCCUUAGCCUGGUCCAGGUAUUACAUGACCCACUUCCUCAAGAAUUUCAUCAGAAUCAGAAGAUCAGGAAACCUUACUAAUGGUCAGCUGACUGUUGACUUUUUGUUGACCUAACUUUGUGUGGUGUGUUUGUUUGUGUUCUAGAACUUGUCCACUUCAGCAGAGGUGCAGACAGUGAAGAAGGACAGCAGUAACGAGGUGGAGAAAAUCAUCUGUGAGGAAAAGGACAAUGACCACAAGGUGAGCCUCCCCAUCCAUCCACGUCUUCCAUCCUACUGUCUCCCUGUUGUUAUUCAGAUUCAGACGUUUACUAUAUCCCCUCUUCCUUCAUCUCAAGAUUCUUCUCCAUAUUGAGACCAAGAUGUUUGCCUACCUGCACCAGGCAGUGUUCAGAGAGGACAAUGGCAGAGCGGUGAGAACAUUUUCUGCUGUACACAUCCACUAAUUUACACCCCACCCAUAUUAAUCUCAUGGGCUACCGCUCGCUGCCAUGACAAUAAUCAUCACUAAGCUAAGGACCCUGGGACUGAACACCUCCGUCUGCAAUUGGAUGCUGUACUUCCUGACGGGAUGCCCCCAGGUCGUGAGGGUGGGCAACAACACAUCCGCCACACUGACCCUCAACACGGGGGCCCCUCAGGGGUGCAUGCUUAGUCCCCUCCUGUACUCCAUGUUCACCCACGACUGCGUGGCCGCGCACAACUCCAUCACCAUCAUUAAGUUUGCCGACGACACGACGGUGGUAGGCCUGAUCACCGAUGACGAUGAGACAGCCUAUAGGGAGGAGGUCAGAGACCUGGCAGUGUAGUGCCAGGACAACAACCUUUCCCUCAGUGUCAGCAAGACAAAGGAGCUGAUCGUGGACUAACUUGUUUUGUCUCAUCGCAUAGCUGCUGCUACUGUUUACUAUCUGUCACUUUAUUCCUAGUUACUGUAUAUGUAAUUUACAUGUAUACUUCAAUUACAUCGUAACCCUGCACAUCGACUCGCCACUGGUACCCUGUGUAUAUAGCCAUGUUAUCAUUACUCAUUGUGUAUCUAUUAUUACAUGUUUUAUUUUUCUGUUAUUUCUCCGUUUUCUUUCUCCCUGCAUUGUUGGGAAGGGCCCGUUAGUCUACGCCUGUUGUUUACGAAGCAUGUGACGAGUAACAUUUGAUUUGAUUACUGCCUUGGCUACCAGUUAUAAACAGAAAACAACCACAGAAGAUACUUCAUUCAAUUAAUUAAUUAAAUUAAAUCCACAGAGAUAGUUAUUCUAGGUGAAAUUGAAUAUUCACAUUAUGCAGAUGUUUAUGGUUUGCAGAUUACACGUUUUGGAUCCUCCAGUAAUUGUUAAUCCUUCUAUAUCCCUCAGAUUUUGAAGUAUGACAAGGAGACUGCAGCCUUUCAAGAUGUCAUUGCAGAGGAAGACAUCCUGUUUCCACCCAGGUAAGCCUCAUCCCCGACAGCCCUGUCACUAUUACUGUCACUAUUACUACUGCCUGAAGAUGUUACUGUGUACUCUAACUGCCAUGCUGUCGGUCUGUCUGUCUGUCAGUUACCCCUACAGUGAGGACUACAGUAAACCCACCCAGUACAUGAACACUCGCUGCCCCUCUUGGUGCGACCGUAUCCUCAUGUCUCACACUGCCCAAGACAUCAUCCACAGGGUGAGUCACCUGGCAACACUCUGCCAUCCACACUUACUGACUACGUGAUUAAUUUAUUAAUUUACCAUGGAGGCACGUUCUACAGGCCUAUUAAACAGUUAUGUGUUUCAUUUCAGAGGGAUGAGGGAGAGAGAGGUGUGGUUUACAACACUCUGGGCCCUAAUGUCUGCAUGGGAGACCACAAGGUAACCUUUUUAUCUACACUACCGGUCAAAAGUUUUAGAACACCUACUCAUUCAAGGGUUUUUCUUUAUUUUGACUAUUUUCUACAUUGUAGAAUAAUAGUGAAGACAUCAAAACUAUGCAAUAACACAUAUGGAAUCAUGUAGUAACCAAAAAAGUGUUAAACUAAUCAAAAUAUAUUUGAGAUUCUUCAAAUAGCCACCCUUUGCCUUGAUGACAACUUUGCACAUUCUUGGCAUUCUCUCAACCAGCUUCACCUGGAAUGCUUUUCCAACAGUCUUGAAGGAGUUCCCACAUAUGCUGAGCACUUGUUGGCUGGUUUUCCUACACUCUGCAGUCCGACUCAUCCCAGACCAUCUCAAUUUGGUUGAGGUCGGGGGAUUGUGGAUGCCAGGUAUCUGAUGCAGCACUCCAUCACUCUCCUUCUUGGUAAAAUAGCCUUUACACAGCCUGGAGGUGUGUUGGGUCAUUGUCCUGUUGAAAAACAAAUGAUAGUCCCACUAAGCCCAAACCAGAUGGGAUGGCGUAUCGCUGCAGAAUGCUGUGGUAGCCAUGUUGGUUAAGUGUGCCUUGAAUUCUAAAUAAAUCAUAUACAGUGUCACCAGCAAAGCAUCCCCACACCAUAACACCUCCUCCUCUAUGCUUUACGGUGGGAAAUACACGUGCGGAGAUCAUCUGUUCACCCAAACCGUGUCUCACAAAGUCACGGCGGUUGGAACCAAAAAUCUCCAAUUUGGACUCCAGACCAAAGGACACAUUUCCACCGGUCUAAUGUCCAUUGCUCGUGUUUCUUGGCCCAAGCAAGUCUCUUCUUCUUAUUGGUGUCCUUUAGUAGUGGUUUCUUGCAGCAAUUCAACCAUGAAGGCCUGGUUCACGCAGUCUCCUCUGAACAGUUGAUGUUGAGAUGUGUCUGUGAACUCUGUGAAGUAUUUAUUUGGGCUGCGAUUUCUGAGGCUGGUAACUCUAAUGAACUUAUCCUCUGCAGCAGAGGUAACUCUGGGACUUCCAUUCCUGUGGCGGUCCUCAUGAGAGCCAGUUUCAUCAUAGCACUUUAUGGUUUUUGCGACUGCACUUGAAGAAACGUUCAAAGUUGACUGACCUUCAUGUCUUAAAGUAAUGAUGGACUUUUGUUUCUCUUUGCUUAUUUGAGCUUUUUUUUGCCAUAAUAUGAACUUGGUAUUUUACCAAAUAGGGCUAUCUUCUGUAUAGCACCCCUACCUUGUCACAACACAACUGAUUGGCUCAAACGCAUUAAGAAGGAAUGAAAUUCCACAAAUUAACUUUUAAGAAGGCACACCUGUUAAUUGAAAUGCAUUCCAGGUGACUACCUCAUGAAGCUGGUUGAGAGAAUGCCAAGAGUGUGCAAAGCUGUCAUCAAUGCAAAGGGUGGCUAUUUGAAGAAUCUCAAAUAUAAAAUAUAUUUUGAUUUGUUUAACACUUUUUUGGUUACUACUUGAUUCCAUAUGUGUUAUUUCAUAGUUUUGACCUCUUCACUAUUAUUCUACAAUGUAAAAAAUAGUAAAAAUAAAGAAAAACCCUUGAAUGAGUAGGUGUGUCCAAACCUGGUAAUAUAUAUAUAAAUGUAACAUGUCUGAUCUUGAAAAUGGCCCUUGAUAAACAGGACUAAACUUAUGUACCAUUGUGUAUUCCUCCUUUUCCCCCAGCCUGUUUUCUUGUCCUUUGCACUGAAGACAAAUGGCCAU
Molecule: messenger RNA, 39966 nt
Organism: Coregonus sp. 'balchen'
Lineage: Eukaryota; Metazoa; Chordata; Actinopteri; Salmoniformes; Salmonidae
Source: the annotation of a GenBank genome assembly